AUGCGUUAUCAAAGUGUAUGGUUCCGUGUGCGGUGGAAGGGCUACGAUCCGUCCCAUGAUCAGUGGGUCAAGCAUUCUGAUCUCUUCGCUGACGACGCGGUGGCAGCAUUUUACCGCAAGUACCCUGGGAAAUCGCGUGUCAUUGCAGCAGCUAUAUUUGACUUGCUGCCCUUUCAGGACUCGUCGACCCCUAACCGUGCCUUGCGUCGAGGCACCGCAAUCAAGAGGGGGGGUGAUGUCAGGGGAACCCCUGCUUUCGUCCGAUCAACAUGGGAUCUGGCAUGUGACCGUGCACGUGCCAUCUGUCAAGCAUCACGUGCUUCGGUCCGGGCUUCCCUGCCAAGCACGUCCACAUGA
This is a messenger RNA of Mycena citricolor, 357 nucleotides long. Lineage: Eukaryota; Fungi; Basidiomycota; Agaricomycetes; Agaricales; Mycenaceae. The record is from the annotation of a GenBank genome assembly.